AUCAUGGCUGGGUAUGCCUCAAGCCAGUAAAGUCACUGCUCACUGUACCUCACAUCGAGCUGAUACUCGCAUAUCUCACUGCCCGCCACCCUGGCUUGCUUUCCAGGGGCACUGCUAUUUGUGGGUGGACAAAUCAAUGUCUUGGAUGGAUGCUGAGCGCCACUGCCAGAUGCUGUCCCACCCGGGGAAGAUGGUCCACCUUGUGUCCAUCCACAGCGAAGAGGAGGAUGAAUUCAUCAAAGAUUACGUAAGGAUCACCUCUGGCCUGGCGGCUACUCCCAGCUACUGGAUUGGCUACAGUGACAUCGAACGGGAGGGUCAGUUCCAGUGGAGUGAUGCAUCUGAUGUGUCUUACGAGGGUUGGAAGCCAGGGGAGCCAAACAGCUACAAGGGGAGAAACGAAGACGGUGUCGAGUGCCGAUCAGCUUUUGACAGCAAAUGGAAUGACGACGUUUGCAUGCGUGAGAAACGUUUUGUCUGCAAACUCUAGAUCCCAUUCAUGCGAUAUUGCAGUUAAACGCUAUACUCAACUUGUCAUUCUGAAAAGUAAUAAUAGCGCAGUUUCUAAUAUCAAAGUUGUUCACAUGUUACUCUGUCAACAGCAUCCUUAUCGUUGGCCUUUGCAAUUGGAACUGCGCAACAUAAUAAUGGAACAAGGCUGUCUUUUGGUAUUUUUUUCCAGACGUUUAACAGCCGGUUCUAGCGAAGCUGCCCAUGUAAGGGUUCGAUAGAGCUUAAUUAGCAAAUGCGACAGGAGUGUACAUUGAACAAUUUCAUUUCCGAUAUUGCCUUGCUCCCAGGAUCAAUAUUGUUGGACUGGCAAGACUAUUCAUUUAACGAUAUGUAUUUGGAGUUGGAACCGGUCGAUAAUGUAGUAAACGGAAACACCCCCUCGUUGUCAUUGCUUUGUAGCAGUUAAAUGACUGUAAACUGUGCAGUUCUCGGCACACACUUUGUUGCGCUCUUGCGUCGCUUUAAACUUUGGCUAAACAUUAAAAUUGUUGGAUGUUAUUGAUCAGGUUGAGCCAGUCCUUGGUGUACCAUUGAAAUUGAAGCACUUUAAAUUCGAGAAUACUUGCAAUGAGUAUGCAGGUACAUGGUGGAGGCAAAAGAAAUGAUAACCGCGAGUUUCAUUGUUUAAAUAAAAAUGCCAUUCAAUUAAACCUUAGUGUCAGCUGUUGGUGAAUUGAAGUAAAUCAGAAGACAGCAAGAAAGAAACGGGCUUCACCGGUCUUCUGGUACUGAUACUGGCAUCCGUCAGUUUGUCGUCUGACGGCAGUGUGGCUGCUCUCUGCAGCUCACCUUACUGCCA
Patiria miniata (bat star) is the source of this 1312-nucleotide messenger RNA. Its product is annotated as echinoidin-like. Bases 14 to 490 code for a protein of 158 amino acids. Gene Ontology annotation, molecular function: signaling receptor activity. The transcript has a single exon. NCBI's taxonomy places the organism in Eukaryota, Metazoa, Echinodermata, Asteroidea, Valvatida, Asterinidae. The record is from RefSeq and is a predicted model, not a curated record.